Dermacentor silvarum is the source of this 1828-nucleotide messenger RNA. RefSeq names its product histone-lysine N-methyltransferase 2D. The transcript is spliced from 4 exons. NCBI's taxonomy places the organism in Eukaryota, Metazoa, Arthropoda, Arachnida, Ixodida, Ixodidae. Bases 92 to 1258 code for a protein of 388 amino acids. The record is from RefSeq and is a predicted model, not a curated record.
GAACGCGCUGCGUGGCUCCCGCGCGAGGCGCGGUUGUCAUGUUUUUGGUGAAACCCCUUUAGUUUUUGGCGGUUUGAUUUCCUGCCCCGCAAUGGAGCGCCGCAAGAACACGACAUCUUCCAAGAAUUCGGCGCGGGAUGGCGAGUCCGGCAAAGGUGACUCCGCGGGGUCUGGGGGCAAGCGGAAUAACCGACGGCCUGCAGGAGACGUCCACGUCGGGGCUAAGCCUUCUUCGUGCCGCCAGCAGGCCCUCCGUGGCUACGCCGGCAAUGGCCUCGAGCGACUCUCCCAUUUCGUGUCCCAGCUGGCUCGACUGCGCGACUUAGUGCAGCAGGUGGCUGACUUGCAGGUCCGACGUCGCAACCUCAAGAACGAGAUUCUCACACUUCAAGACGAGAACGCGCAGCUGCAACUUGCGCUCAACAGGGAGCGUAGAAAGACGGAGAUCCUCUGGAAGGCAAUGGGGGAACGAAAGAGGCCGCGCGGUAUGUCGCCCCCACGGCCGCAGAUACGGCCGUCCCUGCAACCAGUCGCCCACUCCCAGUACGGUGCCCAUUCGGCGCACCCGCCGCCGCCACUCAACGUGGACGACUUCGUCAACGCACCCGGGGGGCGUCAGGCCUCGUCUUUCCUUCCGAUCCUUAUGCCGUGGAACGUGAACGAGAACGACAUCCUGGACUUCGAAGACUUCGAGGAAGACCUGCAGCACUACUUCACCUACCGUGCUUCCUCGCCCAUGGAGAGUUUCGUCGAAGGUUACAGCGCUUUGUCCUCCCUCCUGUCCCUUGGAGGAGCCGCGGAGGCCCUAGGUGACAACCCACCGGCCCGUUCACAGCGCUUCCAGUUGCUCGACGCACAUCGCCAACGCCAGCAGCGGGAGCGCCAACAGCAGCAACUACAGCUCCAGCAAGAAGACCAGCAGGUAGGGCGACAGCGACAGCAACAGCAGCAGCUACCACGACAGCUGCAACAACAACAACAGCAGCAACAGCAACAACAACAACAGCAUCAACAGCGGCAGCAGCAGUUACUACUGCAGCAUCAACGCAGCAUCUUCCGCUACCCACGCCUGCGCCGCCAGGAGGGGUCAGUGUCCGUGCGAGCUGCAUCUGCACCCACCAACGAAAACCCCGACGCUGAGAAAGAACAAACGACGGGCCAGGACCGCAGCAGCCAAGGCGAUGACGUCACAGGUUCCAGCCAAGGUCGCGGAAGGAACGCAGCGGAUCUGGAGUACGAACAGUUGCCGCUGGACUGACGAAGAAAUCGCCCGAUACCCCUACGCUUCCGUGGAAUGCUACGCAACCCCGCCGUGGCAUACGGACAGUUACGGUUUACAGCUGAAAUUGGUCAGUCUGUUGACUGCCCGUCGUCCGCGCCUGACGAGCGAAACUCCUGGGGCCGCUUGCUGAAGCUUGACGCACCGUGGGCAAUUGACACACCAUGGGCACACCAUGGCUUCGCGUAAGUCGCAGUAAGUUGCUGCACCGAUAAGCUGUCGAGUGACGAGAUAAGAACGAUCUCUGUCAUAGUGCCACUCCUUGACCACUCGACAAUUUACUUAGCAGCACCAUACUGUGGCUUAUGCGAACGUUCCUUCUACUGGAUACAUUUACCCACUGGUAAAAUGCUUCGUGCAAGGUCGCCGAGACAGCGAGUUUGAACACUGAGCGACUGGGCCGCUUCAAACGCACAAAGUUUGCUUCUCGCACGUGUAUUGCCGUCACUCCCUUAAAUACAUUUUCGUCAAAGUCAGCUCUCCAUUGAAGGAAGUAUUACACGAGCAGGUUUGCUCUAAUUAGGACGUGGGCUUCAGAUGUGACAUACA